Messenger RNA from Fusarium coffeatum, 837 nucleotides. RefSeq lists its product as uncharacterized. The transcript has 3 exons. The record is from RefSeq and is a predicted model, not a curated record. Lineage: Eukaryota; Fungi; Ascomycota; Sordariomycetes; Hypocreales; Nectriaceae. Bases 1 to 837 code for a protein of 278 amino acids. Gene Ontology annotation, biological process: positive regulation of transcription by RNA polymerase II; DNA-templated transcription. Gene Ontology annotation, molecular function: DNA-binding transcription factor activity, RNA polymerase II-specific; sequence-specific DNA binding; zinc ion binding.
AUGGAGGCAGCCUCUUCAAACCGCAAGCGAAGUGAUGUCCGACGUGCCAAUGUGACAGGCUGUCAGCGAUGCAAGUCGCGGAAACAGCGCUGUGACCAGAACAUUCCCGCCUGUUCAGCCUGUGUACGUGCAGGAACAACUUGCAUAAGCGUCGAUAUAGAUGGGCAAUCUGCACCACGAAGUUACAUAAGAAAUCUCGAAGAUCGAGUCGCAGAGCUCGAGCUCGCACUCCGCAGUCAGGGUGUAGACACCGAGUCUGUUGCUGGAAGCCGGACCUCGCAAGAUGCUCUGGCGAUCACACCGGAGGCGAUCCGCUCCAACGAAUUGAACCUACUGGGUCUACUUGUUCCUAAGCCAAACGAUAUUCAAGAUUCCGGAGGCUCAGGCUACCAUGCUCUGCUCGACACGACUGCACUUCAACUCGCCGCCACCUACUUCGAACAUUCCAACUUUUUCUCACCUGUGCUUGAUCAAGAAUCCUUCAACAAAGUCAUUGCCACCCUACAUCAGCACCAUCUUACUCCCGGAGAAGGCUCGUCGAUACAGAAAUUCCAACUCUGCAUGGUUCUUGCUAUCGCCAUCAGACUUCUCAACAGAAUAGAUUCCGCUGUUCCAACGACCGCAUCCGAGUCAUUCUUCGCAUCAGCUGUCGGUAUACUGACAGAACGACCACAGGCUACGUGGCAAGGCGAUUUGCAACAUCUUCAGAACCUUCUUCUCAUCGCACAGUAUACCAUUUUCGCUUCGAAUCUCUCUACCGCUUGGCAUAUGGUUGGUCUAUCGACACGGCUGGCCAUUGACCUCGACCUUUUGAACGAAAACGCUCCGUCGGUCUAG